Molecule: messenger RNA, 1304 nt
Organism: Rotaria sordida
Lineage: Eukaryota; Metazoa; Rotifera; Eurotatoria; Philodinida; Philodinidae
Source: the annotation of a GenBank genome assembly
UUGAUAAUCCAACAGUUGACACAAUAACAACAACUAUAAAAAGAUCAACAUCAGGUUUUCUUAUUAUAUCACCAACAUCAUCAUCAUCAACUAUUACAAAUUCUUCAACAUCAACAUCAUCAACUAAUACACAUUUUAAUUAUGAAAAUCUUUCCUCAACAAUACUAUCGAAAACAUCCGAUAAUACCAAUAAUAAUAAUAAUAAUGAUAAUAAUAAUAAUAAUAAUAAUAAUAAUAGUUCUAAUAAUAGUUCAUUUCAAUGGCCAGCACAAAUUUCGCAGUUUCGUCGACCACAAAAUCUUAAUGCAGGUAGUCAAACACCAAAUCCACCUCCAACAACACCUUAUACACCACCACCAAUGCUUAGUCCAUUUCGAAAAGGUUCAGGUCUUUAUUAUCAUGUUUUUUCUCAAACAACGCCAGCCGCACAACAAACAUCUACUGUAGCAACACCUAUUCUACCAUCUACACCAAUACCUGAUGAAAUAUCAGGACCAAAAAUUAAUAUCGGAAAAGAUUAUCAAGCUAUUAUUCCAGAACUUCAAACGAAAAUUGACAAUGAUGAUAUAGAUCAUGAUGAAUUAUUAUUUUCUCCAUCUCAACUUCCAUAUCUUGAUGAACGAUCACUUGAAAAAUAUGAACAAUUAAGUCGAACAAAUCCUUUAUUAUUUUCUCCACGUCAUUCUCCAACAUUAUAUCCAAUAGAAUUAGUAUAUAUGUUAUUACAUGAAUAUAAUGGUGAUUUACAACGUACAUUAGCUGCUUUACUUGAUGGUACAGCUCAAGGUAUAAAACAAUGUCGACCAUUACAUCGAUAUCAUUUUCCUGAAUGUGAUAUAUGGACUAAAGAAGAAGUUGAUGCAUUUACAAAAGCAAUGGAAACAUCAGAAAAAAAUUUUCUACUUGUUAGUCAAGCAGUUGGAACAAAAAGUGUAAAACAAUGUAUUGAAUUUCAUUAUAUGCCAAAAGUAAAUCUUAUAGCUCGAGAAAAAGGAAUAAAUUCAUUAACAACAAAACGAAAACGAUUACAAAUGUUAAAAAAUAAACAACAUUUACAAAAACAAACAUUUGAUGAUGAAUCAUCAUCAUCAUUGAAUGAAUUUCGUUUAGAUGAUGAUGGUAUGACAGUGAAUAGUGAUAAUUCUUCAGUAGCUCAUUUUUCCUGUGAUAUUGACAAUUGUUUACAGACAUUUACAAGUGAACGAGCAUAUCGUGCUCAUCGUAAUGAUCAUCGUCGUAUAAAGAACAAUAUAACACCGCCGACAAAUACCAAACGAAGUCGAAAUCUCGAUUUGAACAAGUGA